AUGUCCUUCCCGGAACACCUCACGUCCAAACCCCGGCCCCCCAUCUCGAGGAAACCCCCUACCUCCAAUGGAGCCCCCUCCACCCCCUCCCAGCUCGGAGAGAGGGGCAGCAAAGCCCGCAAUUCGGGGGCGAAAGUCAAGAGCAUUGUGAGUAAGUUCAGCCACCCAGAGACUCCACCAACCACCAGUGGAGAUGCUACACUAACCACCGAUCCUCCUCUCCGGACCCGAAGGCCCAGAAGGGCCCCCACAGUCAAACCCAAACCGACCCGGCCCUCCGUGCAGCAGUCUGGGGGUCCAGACCAGGCUCCUCCACUGCCCAUGAAUAGGAGCCGGAUCCUGCCACAGGCUAAGAUGGAGACCCCUGGAGGAGAGGAGGGGAAUGGCAUCCCAGUCAGUCGAUCAGGUAGGGUCAGUCAGUAUAUCAAUAAAUUAAUUAAUCAAUAUUAAUUUUUAUGAGGCCUCUCACAAAAAUGUUAUGAUAGGGACUGAUAAUUUGUUAGCAUUAGCAAUGUAGCCUACAUAUCUACAAGGCAAGCAUUACAGACAGAGCAACAAAAUGAUAUGGGUGUUCAUUAAUCAGUGUUGUCAAGUAACACAGUAACACAUGACAUAAUCACUUUCAUAACAUAUCAACAGAGAGCAUUAACAACAUUCCCAGCCAAACCCCACAAGCGAGCCCUAGGGUGGCAGGUUAAGAAAACAAUCUGUUUGGAAUUUGAAUGGAACAAACAUUGACAGGUUUCAUGUACCGCUACAAAAUGUCUUUGUCAGUUUGAUGUUUACCACAUGCAGCAAACGUCACCUAUAUGCAUGUCACAUGCGAGUGCAGUAUGUGCGGUAUGUUCCAUUGUGAGCAGAAUCUCUGCUCGUGUGUUUUCCCUAGUUCCUGAGGCUGUGAGGGAGACAACUGUUUUCACCUCACCUAGAAACAAACAGGUGUGGCUAGAACACGUGAUCUAACUCCCCUAACAGACAGAAACAGGUUCUGUCAGUGCAUCUGUAUACUGUAGGUAAACACAGCUCUGUAUAGGUAAAACUGGUCUACUGACACAUACUGUCUGUACUCCAACACACCACUCUGGGACGAGAAGUGUGUGUGUGUGUGUGUGUGUGUGUGUGUGUGUGUGUGUGUGUGUGUGUGUGUGUGUGGUGUGUGUGUGUGUGUGUGUGUGUGUGUGGUGUUGUGCGUGAGCGAAGAGCGAGAGAGAGAGGAAGAGCGAGAGGAGCGAGAGAGAGGAUAUAGUAGAGAGAGAGGCUCGAGCCGCGCGAUAUCUCUCUCGCUCUUCGCUCGCUACUCUCCUCGCUCUCUCUCUCUCUCUCUCGUCUCUCUCUAUCUCUCUCUCUCCUCAACGGUACAGAGAGGCAGAGAGACGGUAUGUAGAGAUGUCGAAGAGAGGCAGAAAGCGACAGAAAAAUAGGUAUAGAGGGAGAGGGCCAGAGGCUCCCUGUUUAAGACUGCACUGCUUAAAAGGCUUGAAGAGUGUCUCACUGUUUCUACUGUUGCAGUGGGAAAGAAAACAAGGAGUUGGUAGCAUCUCUGACUGCAGAAAAGAACAAACAAAUAUCAAAAUAGAUCAACAAAAUACAUAUUUUCAUUUUUGGCUGUUUCCUGUUCAUAUUAAAUGCUCAUGAAGCUAAACAACUUGAUAAUUCCCUAAGUUUAUCUGACAAAGCAGAAAAAUAAAUUAUGAAAAUAGGAACGUUGCAGAUGUUAAUUUGGCUAAAAAGGCAAACAGUGAACAAACACACACACACACACGUUUGUGUCACUAUCCUUGUGGGGACCAAAUAAUUGAUUCCCAUUCAGAAUUAUAUUUUUCACAUUUUUCUAACCUUAACCCCAAACCCCUAAACUUAACCCUAACCCUAAUUGUAACCCUAACCCAAAACUGAACCCCUAAAACAGUAGUUUACCUUGUGGGGACUGGUGAAAUAUCCCCACAAGGAUAGUAAACCAAAACACACACACACUCACAUUCCCAUGUAAAAUAAUAAUACUAUAACAAUAAUAACAAUAAUAAUAAUAUGCCAUUUAGCAGACGCUUUUAUCCAAAGCGACAUACAGUCAUCACUUUCAAAAUACAGAAAUGAUCCCCGUAUGAUGCAUUUUGCAUCAUAUGAUGAUGCAUUUUGCUUCAUAUGAUGCAAAAUGCAUCAUACGGGGAUGAUUUCUGUAUUUUGAAAGUUACAUAUCUUGAAAACUGACAAGCAAAACAUGUUGGGACUAUGUCAACAAUGGACUAAUGAAACAAAUACCAAAAUAUAGUUUCUGGGUGGAGUUUUCCUUUAAUGUUUAGCUUUCCAUAGAGAACUGAGGUUAAUCAGGACACAGAAAGAGGAACACACGCUCACACACACACACAUACACACAGACACAGUGAAAGUGAUAUGCCCUGCUAUCAUAGAAUACAGAUGUAGGAACAGUCUAGCCAGGAAGCAACACAUUCACAGUGAUCAGUGAAUGCCAUAGAGGGUUUAAGUCUGCCAAGGUUCAAGGUUCAAUCCAGGCCUGAAACAGAGAAAGUGAUCCCUAGUUUUGGGGUUCCUUUUAACAAUAAAGUAAUAAUUGUAUUUCUGAUGCAUUGCUAAUUUCCCAUUACUUCAAAUGUCUAAGCAAACAUGGGGCAGUGGAUGUAAGAAGUGAUGUUAUGUUAGAGCUAUGUUAUUGAUGUGUUGACCCUCCAAACCAUCUAACUCCAUGUCCCUCCCUCUCCCACAGCACCUGACGGAAAGGAGGUGGAGCUUCAGCUGAUUGGAGAAGUGAAAGCAGAGGCGGAGAACGGUUCAGACACGCCCCUUAAUCCAUGCUGCGACUGGGACUGCAGCUGUGUGUGCCACGUUCACAUGCCCGGCAUGAAGCUGGUAUGGGUGCCCAUCGAUGAGGAAGAGGAAGAAGAGGAGGAGGAGAUUGAGCUGGAGGCAGAAACGGAGGAGGAGGAGAGAGGAGGGGAGGGGGAGAGCAAGGCGGGGGAUGAGGAGGAGGGGAGCGGUUUGUCGAGUGAGCAAGGGGCGGAGCAGAUAUUAAAGAAGGCUAAGUUAAACCAGGUUCAGGAUGUGAUGAUAUCCAAAGGCAACCAGAGAAGGUCAGACCCGGGAUCCCAGGUCAUUCUGACCUCCUUGGCCCUAAAAUGCCCCCAGUCACCACCCAUCCCCCCUAAACAAACCCAAUCUCCACCAAGCCAUUUUAAAGCUUCCAUAGAGGAGGAGGAGGAGUCUAUAUAUGAAGAUACUCUACUAAUGGCGGAGCCAACACCUAGAAAGAUCUGUCAAGAACUGGACAUUCCCCUUAUCAAGGUUCAGAAACCGGUCCAUUGGUCAAAACUGUCCUCCAGCAACUCGGAGGACAACACUUCGAUCCACCCAUCCCAAACCCAGACUAAUGAGGACGCCCCCUUGGCCAUCCCACCUCAGCUAGCCCUCGCCCAGGACAAGUCCAAAACACCCGGCCACAACCUUAUGCCCGUUCACAGGGGGGGUAUCGCCUUACCCCAGCCCACCGCGGAGGAGUGGCGCUCCCUGCGCCCCUCACCCGCCAAUCCUUCCACCAGCCCCAUAGUACUCCACGGGGCAGGCUACAGAGUCCCCCCACCUCAGCUCCCCAAGACAGGCAUCUCUGUCCAUUCUGUCAAGCAAGCUAUAAAAGGUCGGUAUACAAGUAAACACACAAUAAACCUGUUUUCUAGCAUCUUUUACAGUGAGAGGUCAUACAAUAGAAAAAGGUUUAUUGUUCAUGCUUUUGUGUCUCUCUAGAACAAGAGGAGGAUGGAAGCAUUGAAGGAGAGGAGGAGGACACAGAAAACGAGCGGUAAGCUCACUCAUCCCUGAUGUUCUUCUAUUUCUUCCUCUUAUCUCUCUUCUGAUGACCUCCAUAUUUCCUCUUCUACUCUCAUCGCCCAUGUCUUGUUUUGGCCCUGUUGAAAAUCGUCCUUCCUGUAAGUGACCACAGAUCAGAGAGGGUUGGAUUAGUGACGGUGAUAGGGUAUCACUUAACCAAUCACUUAUCAGUGAUUAAAGGAAGGAAGGAUAUUUGAAGUGUUAGAACCAGACCUAUUUCUCACUCAUUCAUUGUCCAGCUCAGUCAGUUAUAUAACACACUGCUCUUCUUCUUGCUAGUGCCCCUCUCAGGAGAGGAUCCUCUAUUGGCUGGGAGUCCAGACAGCAGGACGGUAAGGUGUAGCUCAGUUGGUAGAGCAUGGCACUUGCAACGCCAGGGUUGUGGGUUCGAUUCCCACGGGGGGCCAGUAUGAAAAUAAAAAUAUUUUUAAAAGUAUGCACUCACUAACUGUAAGUCACUCUGGAUAAGAGCGUCUGCUAAAUGACAAAAAAUGUAAAAAAUGUUACCUGACAACCAAAACGCACCCAAAAUAUCAGACACGGAUGAAUCAGGUUACAGGUGGAACUAUAGGUGAAACAUUAGACCAAAGGAACAGAACAUUCUUGGUCCAUCAUCAUUGUUUGAGGGUCACCCAUAGAGUAUUAUCCCACAUAUUAAAACCUCAUAUUUUAAAAAUGGUUUCACCUUUGCCCUUUGACCCCUCAGUACCUCUGUACCAGACGUACCGUGCCACCGUCAUCCACAAGGAGAUCCGGCGCCAGACGGUGUGUCGCAACACAAGCAAGACCAGUGCCGACCUCCACAUGGACUGGACCGCGCGCCGGGGUGGAGUGGGUAUGGGGUCGGGCGGCGUGGGGGCGGUGGGCAUGGGCAACGGGGCAGCCAGUGCUACUAUUCCGUUGCCCACCCCGGGCCAGAGCACCCUGUGGCAGGACCUGCAAGAAGUACGGGACAGUGGGGUGCUGGAGACCCUCAGCCCUGCACAUUGCAAGUACCAGGAGGUGAGAAAGAGGGUGGGUGGGUGGGGGAGGAAUAGGAGGGGAGGGAGGGAAAGGAAGAAUGAGGAUAGAGAAGCAAGCUCAAUUUACUGCUCAGUUUUUCACAGGUAACUGCAUGGCUGCCGGAACAUGGGUGUGUCAACAUAAACAGGCGUAUCAACAUAAGUGGGUGUAUGGAAAGCAAACAACUAAUUUGGCGGAUUUGUUGCCACUCAAGGCAGCUUUGCGUAGCUACAACUGUGAGAGCAUUUUAGCUAAGCCUAACCCUAACCCUUUUCCUAACCAUAACCUCAUUCUCCUAACCUGUUACGUUAACCUGCUACAUUAAUUCUCCUAACCUGCUACGUAAAAACGAACCAUCAAUCCCAACAAAGCAUCAGUAUCACCACACAGGAACUGACCAAUGAAAACGCAUUAAGAAAUGAAAAACAACAAAGCUCAAUCAAAAACCAUCUAACCAAUCAACAAGUGUUGAUGUUACACCCAUUGCUGAUGAUUCAUCCACUUUUUUUGCCUCGCCCAUUUUCAGAUACAAAUCCCGCGUAUGCAGCCAGUUAUCCAUACUUGGCUUUUUUAGUCAUCAAGUAAAGUGAAUAUUUGAUAUUUUAGUUGACUGAAUUUCACCUCAAUGGACUGAAUGCCAGCAGUUACCAUCAAUUGUAAAUUCAGUACAAAAAUGUGGCCAUUUAAUCAUUCCAAUAUGGGUAUGUCUUGGGAUAUUUCAGUGAUGGGUUGAUUGUACUGUAUGAAUGAGAAGUUCAUCGUCCCGUUGUCUCUCUCCCCUCAGAGUAUGUUUGAGGUGUUGACAUCGGAAGCGUCGUACCUGCGUUCCUUACGCGUUCUCAAGGAACACUUCCUGGAAUCCCGGGAGCUGGAGGAGGUGCUGAUCAUCCGGGACAGGAAGACCCUCUUCUCCAACGUCCUGCGAGUCCUGGGGGUCAGCGAGAGGUGAGAGAGAGGGAGGAAUGGGGGAAGGGCUAGAGAGGGGUACUUGGCUAAAACAGUAGGGAGUCAGAGUAAGGAAGGAGUAAUGACUCAGAUAUGACUCAGCAGCGUGUGGAGGGUUUUGCUCCAGCCCAACUUGAACAUAAAUAAAAAUGUUCCUCCUUCACUGUUUCGUUGCGUUAAUAAACCCCUCAAGGAAAUCAACCAUAACCUUUGACCUUUCUAACCCUCCCACCAUUAGUUUUCUGAAGGACCUGGAGAACCGUAUGGAAGAGAGUCUGGUGUUCUCCGACAUCUGUGACAUCAUCCACUUCCACGCGCAGCACAACUUCCCGGUCUACAUCGACUACGUCCGCAACCAAAUCUACCAGGAUAAGACUUACACCUCCCUCAUGUAAGACUGGCUUCAUUACUGGGUCUCACAGGUAGGGUUGCAAAAUGUUGUUAAUUUCACCCAAAAUUCCCUGAUUUUCCUGAAAACGCUGUUAGAGGAUCCUGAUUCCAGGAAUCUUCCAACUGGAAUUUUGGGAAAACUUUGGAAUUUUGGGAACGUUACCUGAAUUUUCCAACCUUACUCAGAGGCCUCUUGGUCUGACAAUUUACUCAACCAGAGGAGGAUGAGGUCCUGAAUUAUGUGUUUGUCACCACAGGAAAACCAAUGUGGAGUUUGCUGCGGUCAUCACCCGUCUGCAGGAGUCUCCUCAGUGUCAGCGGCUGCCAUUCACGUCCUUCCUGCUGCUGCCCUUCCAGCGAAUCACACGCAUCAAGAUACUCAUCGAGGUGAGGGGCAUCAUGGUAACUGUAGUUGUUGUGGGCCGCUGUGAUGUGGACUACAAGGGAGUGUGAUCACAGUGAAAAGCAUUAAACCUUAUUACCUUUAUUAGAUUUUUUGGCUUGAAUCCAGAUCGUCAUUUGUUUGUCUUGUAUAAUAUGGCUUGUUGUUGUUGUUGUUGUUUAUCAGAAUAUCCUGAAGAGAACAAAUGAGGGGACGGAAGAAGAGCAGACUGCCUCCAAGGCCUUGGACUCUGUUUCUAAGGUAACACACCUUUCCUCUUUCCAUCCGUCCGUCUGCCCGCUCACAGACGUUCCGACUGUUCCAUUCUAAAGCAGUGUUCCACACCGGUCUGGAAUAUGGAACAAUGACGUCAAUCCCCUGGUCUUUUGUGUGGGAUAGAGGAUAUCAUAUUGUGAGAGAGAGAGACUCACUGUGUCACUGCAGACAAUAUGACCAAGUACAGGAGAGAGAGAUAAAGACUGUCUGUCACUGCAGUACCAGCUAGUGUUAUUCAAGUAGAGGGGGAACCUCUUGAAAAAGAGAAGAACUUGAUACACUUGUGAAAGAGAGGAACAUGAAAUGAGAGAAGGGCUAUGUGGAUUGUUUCUCAUUUCUAUGUGAAAGGAAAAGUGAAGGAGCUGCCAAGAGGUCUCUGAUCUACUGUUUUCAUUCAGUCUCUUGUUCUUUUUCUAGCACGAUUUCUUUCUUUCUUUUUUUCUUUCUGUCUUCCUCUACCUAUCCCUCUCAGAUCAUAGAGGAGUGCAGCACCGAGGUGGGAAAGAUGAAGCAGGUGGAAGAGCUGAUCCACCUCUCCAAGACGCUGGAGUUUGACAAGCUCAAGGUAACCAAUGAAUCAGUCAGUCAGUCAGUCAGUUAAUACACCACCCAAAUACACUAGAAACCUAUCCCUUUCUGCUUGAUUCUUAUACAUUUUUCUCUCUCUUUCAAUUUCUCCACCUCUCUCUCUCUCUCCAUCUAUACUCCCCACCCCUCUCUUUUUCUCUCCCUCCCUCCCUCCCUCCCUCCGUCUCUCUCUCUCCCCCUCCCUCUCUCUCUCUCUCUCUCUCUCUCUCCCCCUCCCUCCCUCCCUCUCUCUCUCUAUCAGGCUAUCCCCAUCAUCUCCCAAAACCGUUUCUUGGAGAAGCGUGGGGAGUUACAGGAGAUGGCCAAAGGGAGCACCCUCUUCAACCUGCGUCCCAAGUUCACCCCCGUCUACCUCUUCCUCUUCAACGACCUGGUCAUCAUCGCCACCAAGAAGGGGUGAGUCCCCCAUAUGGUGUUCAUAAGGCUUUAUGAAGCCUUUAUAAACCUUUACACAGCCUUUAUCCCUCAAAAAUGCUUCACAAAUAAUUUAUAACCAAAUGUCAUGCUAGAAUAGAAGGUGGCUCUACAUUCAUACAUUCUAGGACUCAUCUUAGACUGUCUUAGCCCUUCAAUGUGAUUGGUUCAUCCUCUUAUCCCUGUUAGUUCGGAGCGGUUUGUGGUGUUGGACCACGCCCACCGCUCCCUGGUCCAGGUUCAGCCAAUAGGAGACGACCAGGCCUCGAGCCCUAGCUAUGAACACUGCUUCUGCCUGACUCUACUGGAGAACCACCAGGGACGCAUGAUGGAGAGACUGAUGAAGGCCCCUUCACAGUGAGUAGUACACAGUGUGUGUGUGAGAGAGAGAGAGAGAGAGAGAGAGUGAGUGUGCCCGUCUAUUCACACUCUAUGGUCUGUUUCACAUGUCCAUUCUCUCCUCUCUUCUUGUCUUUCUUUUCCCCCCUCAUCCUUUCUUCUCAGGUCUGACCUGCACAGGUGGAUAGCAGCGUUCCCUAACCCCAGUAAACCUGAUGGGGACAAGGAGGAGGUUAUCUAUGACGACUGGGGUGAGUGACUGGGUAUAGCUCGGUGACACACACCCUAUAACUAGCCGCAGUAAGGCAGCAAUUAGUGACUGAGCUAGUUGCCAAAUUCAACCAUCCACACACACAUCUAGCCUCAGUUUGCCUUACAUGGACACACUUUGAGCUAUUUGCACUUGUGGUUUAUAAUUGUGUGGUUUCUUGAUAUUUACUGUUGUGUCUCUGUCCUCAGACUGUCCUCAGGUGCAGUGUGUGGAGCAGUAUGUUGCUCAGCAGGCUGAUGAGCUCACCCUGGAACCCAGUGAGAUCAUCAACGUGGUGCGGAAGACCAACGAGGGUAAGUCCUGGCAGGAAACUAAUGUCCUGACCUGUGGUUGGUUAGGAAACUGGGUAGCACUUUAUUUUACAAUCCAGAAAUUAUCAUUUUUUUACUUGAUAAAAUGAUAACACAGUAAUAAAUGAAACACUCCUCUUUCCCCCAAACCCCCUCUUUGUAUGUCUUUAUCCCAACAAUUCUAAUUCAACCCUUAACCUGGUCCUCUACCUAUUAGCAGUUUAUUGAUUUGUGAUGUCGGUUAUUUUGCAUGAUUUAUAUAUAAACAUCCUAUCUCCCCCCUGCAUUCGCCCCUUCCUCUCCUCCCUUCUCCACCUACAUUCCCUCCCUUUAGGUUGGUACGAGGGGAUCCGUCUCUCCAACGGACAGAAGGGUUGGUUCCCCAUGGAGAACGCUAUAGAGAUCACCAACGAGUAUGUGCGGCGGCGGAACCUUCGAGAACGCUAUCGGGUCAUUCAGGCCGCCAGCAUCGUCACCAACAACAAGGCCAAGACUACCCCGUAAUGUGGAACAUCAGGGGAACGUUCCUAAAUAUUAAAGACCAUGACUUAGGAGCACCUUAAUGUUGACAGAACAUCCGCAGAAUGUUUACAUAACGUCACUAGAACAUUGUUGGAAUAUUAAACUGGAUAGGAGAGAGUGAACCAGUGCUUGCCAUGCAUGCUCCCCUGAAGAACUCUUAGCUGGAGAAAUGAGGAGCUCUCGGAGGAGUUCUUUCUUAUCAUAUCGUUCGAUUGGCAUGUUUUGUUUUUGUACAAAUUGCUCAUUUGGUGAAGUUAUGGGAUAAUGUUUUUUUCGGGAACUUUUACAUUUUUUUUUUUACAUUUU
Messenger RNA from Coregonus sp. 'balchen', 9562 nucleotides. The record is from the annotation of a GenBank genome assembly. Lineage: Eukaryota; Metazoa; Chordata; Actinopteri; Salmoniformes; Salmonidae.